CUCCAUAACCGCUUCAUCUUCCUCAACCUUAUUCCAUUUCUAAUCUCUUGAAUUUAUUCACUUCCAUGGCUUCCGAUCUCUCCGUCAUCCUCCCUCGUGUCCUCAUCGUCUCUCGACGUACCGUUCGCAAGAACAAGUUCGUUGAUUUCGUCGGUGAAUAUCAUCUUGAUCUGAUAGUAAGCUACGGCGCCGUACCGGUUAUUGUUCCUCGUGUUAAUGGAGUUCAUAUGUUACUCGACAGUUUCGAGCCGAUCCAUGGAGUUCUUCUCUGCGAAGGAGAAGACAUUGAUCCGUCUUUAUACCAAGACGAAACUUCAAAUCUUUCGGCAGAAGAAUUGGAAGAAAUCAGAAGAAUGCACGCCAGCGAUACGGCGAUCGAUAGCGAGAAAGAUUCAAUCGAAUUACGGCUCGCGAAGCUUUGCUUGGAAAGGAAUAUUCCGUACUUAGGAAUCUGCAGAGGCUCUCAGGUUUUGAAUGUUGCUUGUGGAGGCACUCUCUAUCAGGAUAUAGAAAAUGAAGUUUCGAGAAAAUGUCAGGAGUUUCAAAGAGUGAAGCAUAUCGAUUAUGAUAAUUAUGAUGGGCAUAGACAUGUUAUUAAGGUGAUUCAGAAUAGUCCGUUACAGGAUUGGUUCAAAGAAUCUUUGGAUAAUAAAGAUCAAAAUAUGGAAAUCUUUGUAAAUAGCUAUCAUCAUCAAGGUGUCAAGAGAUUAGCUCAAAGAUUUGUUCCAAUGGCAUUUGCACCUGAUGGUUUAAUUGAAGGUUUUUAUGAUCCUGACGCUUAUAAUCCCGAGGAAGGCAAGUUUAUUAUGGGUCUUCAGUUCCAUCCGGAGCGAAUGAGGCAUCCUGAGACCGACGAAUUCGAUUAUCCGGGUUGCCCGAAAGCUUAUCAGGAAUUUGUGAAGGCUGUGGUUGCCUAUCAAAAGAAGCUUAACAGUACAAAUGCUGUGGCAAAGCCUGUAAGGCUAAAUCAAGAAAUGGAGAAGAAAAGGAAAGUUAUAUUAAGGAGUUUCUCUCUUGCCAGAGACUUGUAUACUAAUGGCCAAGACAUGCACCCGUCAGAACAGUCAGAAUUGGAAGCUGGAGCUGAAUUUCUAGAGUCAAACACAGCAUUGAGUUUACAACAAGAAAAUAGGCUAAAACAGAUGGGAGCAACAAUAAGAAAUGGAAGUUCAUACAUAGAGAAGCUAAAGUUGAAUGAAGAAAGAGAAAUAUUAGCAAGAAAUGUGAUGGGGAAAAUGUCAGCUGAGCAGUUGUCCGAUCUUUUAUCAUUCUACCGUAUGAUGGGUCAGAUUUGCUCCGAAGUCUUGGAAAGAAAGCUUAAUGGAAUUGUCAAUGACACUACAGCAGCUUCUUGAUAAAGAUUUGCCUUUCAUUUUCAUCACAAGAGUCAUCACUUGAGAUUAUUGCUAUCUUUAUUUUUCUUUUCACGUGAUGUAUAUGAUGCAAUUGUGCAAUCUUUAGUCCUUAUUAUUGCUAUGUGCAAAAUUUGCAAAAGGCUCGUAAUUUUGAGCUUUAAAAUGGAUUACUUGAGUAUUAUUUAAUUAUGACGAGUCCAAUUUUUUAUUGUA
Mercurialis annua (annual mercury) is the source of this 1568-nucleotide messenger RNA. Its product is annotated as putative glutamine amidotransferase GAT1_2.1. The record is from RefSeq and is a predicted model, not a curated record. Gene Ontology annotation, cellular component: cytosol. Gene Ontology annotation, molecular function: hydrolase activity, acting on carbon-nitrogen (but not peptide) bonds, in linear amides. Bases 66 to 1355 code for a protein of 429 amino acids. The transcript has 4 exons. Lineage: Eukaryota; Viridiplantae; Streptophyta; Magnoliopsida; Malpighiales; Euphorbiaceae.